ACUUUGCGUUCGGGCUAUGUGAGUUGUGUUGUUUUUUCUUGCCGGAAAACGCUUUCGAAUAAGUCGUCGAUCUAUUAAAGUUCCCCGCACGCUAUUGAUGGCGCGAGAACUCAAAACAAGUGGAAAUUCAUCAAAAUAACCCUGUUAUGCACUACUGCCGAUGCUGCUGCGUGGGUUUUGUUUACUUCCGUACACGGUCUAGGGGGAAGCAGUGAAAAUCAUUCCUUCCAAAGAGGAAGAGUUCCUCCACCACGAGGGUGGGAAUGUGACGCGCGUGUGGCCGGUAGUUUCGUGAAAAAAUUUCACUGAUCCGAGAAGAGAGAAUCUAUUUUCACGCAAGUUCAUCUCUUCGUCAGUGGAAAAUUUUCCCUCGCCGGAGAGAACCCGUGCCGACACGGCACGAUAUUUUCCGCUUUUCGGAUGGGAAUGUUGAGAACAUUUUCCUCCGAUAUUCCAAGUCAGUCGAGAACACGGCGCGCUACGGUACGGUUCGUGAUUCGAUACACUGGUGAUCCGGGACUUUGCUUAGGGGUUUAUUAGACUAGAGAAAAACUCUAAAUUUGGAGCAAAUCGAAGCAGUGUGGUGGAGUAGAAGAAGAAUCGACUGUCUCUGUGGCACGCCGAUCGACGUAUCUGAAAACGAACGACACGAAACACGGUAUUAAUUGAAGAAAACGUUUUAGAAAAGCACCAAACAAAAUGUCGGGCGAAGUGAGUGAACCCAUUAAAAAGUGCUCGCUGAUUCUGAAGAAUGCGAAAAGUGACACGGAAAAGUUUGCCGCACUGUUCAUGGUAACGAAACUGAUCAAGGGCAAGGAUUGCAACCAGGCCGGCAAGCGGAUGCUGUUCGAGUCGAUCGGGUUCGAGUUUCUGCGCAAGCUGCUCACCAGCAAGGACGUUCCGGAUGACUGUCCGGCCUCCGUCUACCAGAGCGUGGCACUUUCGAUUCUGAGCUGCUUCUGCGAGGACGAGCAGCUAGCGACGCACCAGGAUAUGCUGGACAGCAUCCCGGUCUUCCUGGGGAUCGUAUCGACUUGCGAUGACGACGAGUACGAUGACAACCUGAUCGUGAUCAACGAGGCGUACCAGUGUCUGCAAAGUAUCUCGCUGUACGAGAGUGGCCGACUCGCACUGCGCCAGCACGACAUCAUCACUAAGAUGGCACAGGUGUACACGCAGCGUAGCUUCCAGAUCGACGAGGCUCUGACGCUGAUCGUGACGCUGGUUGCUCGCUUCGGUGCUAACUCGUGGGACAAUGCCGACCCGAAGCUGUUCCACGCGCUGCUGCAACGUGUUUCGCUCGACUUUGAGACGGAUCACGCGGAGCGCAAGUUCGAGCUAGCGGAAAUGAUCAGCGCCCUGCUGUUCCAUUGCCGGCGCGAUCUUGUCUCGCGCACGGUACAGGGCGAAAUUUGGCCUGAAUGUCUCUACAAGGGUAUCAGCGAUAUUCUUACCAGCAAGAUCGGCAAGGCACAGCGUGAUCCCGCGCUCAAGCUGGCAGCCAACGCGGUCGAUGUGCUGGGCAUCGAGUGGACCCUGCACGAUACUGAGAACCCGAAGAAGUUCUUCUUACUACUACUGCAAUUGGCCGCGAUCGAGGUGCGCAUGCAAAUGGACAACAAGAGCUUUAACCAGUGCAUGCAGCAGGCGGACCUUAUCACGUCCUGCUUCAUCAUACUCGAGCUGUCGAUCAAUUACAUGUCGACCGACCAACUCGACCUGGACCAGAAGGACAAGCAGCAGGUGUACACUGGAUUGAAGGGUGCAUUCUCCGGUGUGCUUGGCGUGCUUGUCAAGCUUGCCAACGACACCAAGAAGGACCGGUUGCAGAAGGCGGAGAAAGCGUUUGCGUACGCCAUGGUGCGAGUACUGACGGCCUGGAUGGCGCAGGAACCUACCGCGAUGAAAAAUCACGCCGCAAAGGUGUUGCCGUUCUUGUUUAAGCUGGCCAACGAAUCGUUCUACGAAUCGCGUGACUACCGAGUCGCUCACAAGGCUGACAACGUGGAUGAUCACGAGCAGCAGCCACCAGCUGACGUUCUGCGCGUGAUGCUGCCGGCGAUUUGCCACCUGGUGGUCGAGGAUGAGGCGCGCCAAAUCUUUCUGCGUGAAAAGGAAGAGCAGGUCCUAUACGACUGCCUGCUAUUUCACUGGUCGAUCGCGCACUACAAGAAGCCACCGGUGCCGCGCGCUGAGCGCCUUAAGCGCAUGAAUGAGCCCGAUCCGGAGAUGACACCGCAGCAACUGGACGACAUGCGCGACUCCCGGACAGCGAUCGUGAGCCUGUGUAACAUCCUGAUGAACAUCACCGUGCUGGAGGCGAAGCUGGUCGAGGAAAGUGCCCUGUUCGCGCAGCUGCUGCGCUUCAUCUUCGAGCACCUUCCGGAGCUGAAGGACACACCCGACAACCUCGUCAUGCACGGCCACCUGGCGGUACUGGGGCUGUUACUGCUCAAGCAGCAGUCGUCCAAGAUCAAGAAGAACGACUUCUCCAUCUGCCGCUACAUCCAGACGACGAUCCGCUUCCUCUGGGACGCUUACAACAUCGAUGAGUCGAACGACCCGCAGGCGCUGGUCGUCUCGCUCCAGUACAAGGAGCACUGGUUCGAGAUCAUGGAGCUGUGGUUCCUCGGUAUGCAAACCAUGAGCGGCAUUAUCCGGCUGAUACCGUGGAUCUCCGAGUUUGCCAUCGAGAGCGGCUGGGCCGAGGGCAUCAUCGAGACGCUGCGGAAGGUGAAGAUCGGCACGCUGCCGCCAAACGUGAAGCUGGCCUACGAAGAUUUCCUGGGUCAACUUGUCGAUGCCAAUCCGGCCGUCGCGCCCGUGCUCAAAAAGGCCGACGCACUGAAAGUGUGUCGCAACCACCGAAUGAUGGACCUCGGCAAGAAACUCUUUGGAGACUAAACUCUGGUUGUGUAGGUUGUGGGGCGCCACAGGGAGCCGACAUAUGCUGAAUCACACAUUUUCUUUCUUUUCCCUCCCGUUCUUUCAUGCGUCCCCGAUUCAUCUGCCUUGAUUUGUGAAUUUCGCUGCAUUUUUAAAUCCAUCUAUUUUAUAAUUAAUCAUUCUCGCUUAUAGCGUGCCUGUAUGUUGAUACAAACAAAAAGUAUGGGAAAGGAGGUGUUGCCAUAAGAACGAAGUAAUAAAAAGAGUGUU
Molecule: messenger RNA, 3156 nt
Organism: Anopheles coustani
Lineage: Eukaryota; Metazoa; Arthropoda; Insecta; Diptera; Culicidae
Gene: Neurochondrin
Product: neurochondrin homolog
Exons: 1
Coding region: 700-2904 (734 amino acids)
Biological process (GO): neuron projection development; regulation of neuronal synaptic plasticity
Cellular component (GO): dendrite
Source: RefSeq, a predicted model, not a curated record